This is a messenger RNA of Strongyloides ratti, 5538 nucleotides long. Its product is annotated as von Willebrand factor, type A domain-containing protein. The coding region runs from base 1 to 5538 and encodes 1845 amino acids. The record is from RefSeq and is a predicted model, not a curated record. Lineage: Eukaryota; Metazoa; Nematoda; Chromadorea; Rhabditida; Strongyloididae. The transcript has a single exon.
AUGUUUUUUGUUGAUAAAUCUAUAAACGGAAAUGUUGUUAUGGAAAAACAAGUUAAUAUAAUUAAGGAUUUUUUCAAUUCAAAUUUUAAACCAACAAUUAAUACUUUUGUUGCAGCAUCUUCUCAAAUUGAUGAGGAAAUAACUAAUACUUUUGAUACUGUAAAACCUUUUGACUACAGAUUGUUAGAAAAACAGUUUAAUGAUAUCUCAAAUAAAACAUCAACCAAUGAAAAUGUUUCAUUUUAUAAGUUAGUAGCUGAAGUAUUGAUAAACGUUGACUUUUCUAAUAUUAAUAUUUAUACAAAAAAUCCUAUUAUUGUUCUUUUUUUAAAUUCUUUUGUUAGUGAAAAAAAUCCAACAAAAAAUAUGUUAAAUAAUAUAAUGUCAUCAUAUCCUAAUAUUCAAAUAGCUGCUGUAGUAUUUGAUCAAAAAUAUUCAAAAGAUGCUGAAUUUUUAGUUGGAAAAUCAGAUAUGGUUUAUAUAUUUAAUGAAGAAAAUAAAAAUGAAAUUUCUUAUACUUCUGAAUGGAUUAUAAAUAAUAUUUGUCCAAGUUUUUCACUAACCAAUGGUAAACCUGAUAAUCAAGAUUCAUUUUGUGGUGCUUUUUGUGAUAUUGCUUUUGCAUUUGACUCAUCAUCUGAUGUUCUUGAUUCUGAUUUAUUUAAUUCUGAAAUUAAUAUAACACUUUUAAACAUUGUUCCAAUUAUUGCUGAUUAUGAUCGUGUAGCUACAAUUUCAUACAAUCAAGAUGUUACAAAUUUUCAAAAUUUUGGUAGUUUUAAUACAAAACAAGAUUUAGAUAAUUAUUUGUUAAGUCUUUCUCAAGGAUCUGGUUCACGUUUAAGUUUAGCAUUAGCUAAAUUAGAUUCACUAAACCCUCCAGAUAAUGGAAAACUUUCAUCAUUUGUUUUUGUUACCAAAUAUGAUGCACAAGAAUUUCAAAAUGCAAUUCCUUACGCAGAAUCAUUAAGAAAAAAAGGAUCUCUUAACUUUAUUAUUCUUGGAACAGCUGUUACAAAAAAACAAAUAGAACAAUUAAAUCCUUCUAAUAUUUUUGCAUUAACUUUUGGAAAUGCCUGCAGUAAUGAAAUUGAAAUAUUUUAUUAUAAAUCAUUAACAUGUGGUAGUAAUUCAUGUAUAACAACUCCAAAACCACCAACAACUAAAUGUAUUUCACAAGAAACUCAAUGUAAUGUAAUUAUUUCUAUUGAUUCAUCAUCAGACGUCUUAAGUGAUUUCUUUUUUUAUGAAGUUAAAGAUUUAAUUGCUAGCAAUAUUUCUAGCGUUUUUACAAAUUUUAACAAAAUUGCUAUUCAAGCAUAUAAUUCACAAAUUCAAACUAUUGCAACAUUUAAUAGUAUUACAAAUGUUAAUGAUUUUAGAAACAAAGUAAAUUCUAUUGUACAAGGGCAAGGUUCUAAUUUUUAUGAAUCUUUAGUUGCUAUUAAUAAUAUGAUUCCUACAAAAGCAGUUGAUGUUUCAACUUAUAUUUUUAUUUCUAAAAAUGAUACAAAUGAUUUUAUAAAAUCUGCACCUAUUGCAGCAGAAAUAAAAGCAAAAGGAUCAUUAAACAUUAUUAUUGUUGGAGAUGCUCUAAAUCCAAAUGAUAUUGAAAUAUUAAAUCCAACAAAAUAUAUCAUAUACGAUUUAAGUAGUUGUGAUAAUAGUGCUAUUGUAAAUUUCUUUUCAUCACAAAUGAAUUGUUAUAUUUCAUGUCCAACUGUUACUUCAACUACAAAAAUAAUUACUACUAAUCCGGUUACAACCACGAAAAAAAAUGUUAUUACAACAACAGGAUCAUGUGUAUCACAAAAAACACAAUGUAAUGUAGCUAUUUCAGUUGAUGCAUCAUCAGACAUUCUAGAAUCUUUCUUAUUUGAUAUUGAACUAGAUGUUAUUUCAGAAAACGUUUCAUCAGUAUUUUCAGAUUUUAAUAAGGUUGCACUUCAAGGGUACAAUAGUAUUGUUAAUCCAAUAUAUAAUUUUGGAGAUAUUAAUAAUUUAAAUCAAUUUAACAAUUUUCUAUAUAGUAUAAAACAAAACCCUGGAUUUAAUUUAUCAGAAUCAUUAAAAAAUAUUAAUAAUUCACAAAUAACAAAUGGUUUAAAAUUAUCAACAUUUGUUUUUAUAUCAGAAAACAAUCAAGCUGAAUUUCAAAAAUCUGUUCAACUUACAAAAGAUUUAACCGCAAAAGGUUCAUUAAUAAUCAUUCUUCUUGGUACUGAUGUUAAUGAAAAUGAUAUUUCAAUGUUAUCAUAUACUAAUUAUACCAUAUUUCAACUAGCUAAAUGUAAUGGACAUAUAUUAACAAACUUAUUUAACAAUUACAUUGAUUGUUAUAAUACAUGCUCACCAUCUACAACAACUAUAACAGUACCAUCUACAAUUGUUACGACAUUACCACCUACAACUACUACAACAUUACCACCAUGUGUUACUAAUACUACUCAAUGUAAUGUAGCUUUUGCAUUUGAUUCAUCUAAUUAUAUGAUUUCAUCAUUUUUUGAUGAUUAUAAACAUGUACUUGAAACUGUUAUUCCAAAUUAUUUAACACAAUUUUCUAAAGUUUCUAUUCAUUCAUUUAAUUCUAUAUCAUAUUCUCUUGCUUCAUAUGGUAGUUUACAAAAUAUUAGUGAUUUUUCUAAUGCAGUAUCUUCAAUGACACAAGCUCCUGGUUAUAAUUUACAUCUUGCAUUAAAUGAUAUUUAUAAUGAAAUUGAACCUGAUAAAAAUACUAAUUUAGCAACAUUUGUUUUCCUUACUAAAAAUGAUACAAAUGAAUUUAAAUUAUCAAGUGAAAUUGCACAAAAAUUAAAAUCUAAAGGUGGAUUAUAUGUUGUUAUUGUUGAAACUGAUUUACAACCAAAAGAUAUUGUUGAUUUAAAUCCAACUGAUAAUCUUACAAUUACUGUUAGAAAUUGUGAUGCAUAUACACUUGGAUUAUUUAUUAAUCGUUACUCAAAUAAUUGUACACAAAAAUGUACCACACCUUUAAUAUCAACAACUACACCAUAUUUAUCUACUUCAACUACAACACCUACUCCUACUCUACCAAUAUCAACGACAACACCAACACCAACUUCUGUUUGUACUCCUGGAUUAAAACAAUGUAAUAUAGCUAUUAUUAUUGAUGCUUCAAGUGAUGUAUUAAGUUUUGAUUUCUUUGAAAACGAAAUCAAUACUUUAGCAAACAAUGUUGCUUUUAUUUUUAAUGAUUAUUCUAAAAUUGCAAUUGAAUCAUAUAAUUCUGAUGCAUACUUGCUUGCAAAUUUUAAUUCAAUUGGAAAUUCAUCUAUGUUUUCUAAAGAUGUACAAAAUGCCUACCAAAAAUCAGGAUUUAAUUUGUAUGAAGCACUAAAUAAAAUUAAUAAUUUACCAUUACAAGACAAGAAUGUUGGGUUAUCAACAUAUGUUUUUAUUUCAAAAAAUGAUACAAAUCAAUUUAAUUUAUCCAAAGAUGUUGCAAGUCAAUUGAGAAAAAAAGGAUCUUUAAAUAUUAUUAUUUCUGGUACAGCAUUAUAUGAUACCGAUAUUGCAGUAUUAAAUCCGUCAACUAAUAUAACAUUUGAUGUAGCUGAAUGUGAUCCACAAGUUAUAAUCAACUUUAUUAAACAAGAGAUGGUAUGUACGGUUCCAUGUUCAUCACCUACAACACUUCCACCUACAACUACUACAACACUACCACCCACAACAACUAUAACAGUACCAUCUACAAUUGUUACGACAUUACCACCUACAACUACUACAACAUUACCACCAUGUGUUACUAAUACUACUCAAUGUAAUGUAGCUUUUGCAUUUGAUUCAUCUAAUUAUAUGAUUUCAUCAUUUUUUGAUGAUUAUAAACAUGUACUUGAAACUGUUAUUCCAAAUUAUUUAACACAAUUUUCUAAAGUUUCUAUUCAUUCAUUUAAUUCUAUAUCAUAUUCUCUUGCUUCAUAUGGUAGUUUACAAAAUAUUAGUGAUUUCUCUAAUGCAGUAUCUUCAAUGACACAAGCUCCUGGUUAUAAUUUACAUCUUGCAUUAAAUGAUAUUUAUAAUGAAAUUGAACCUGAUAAAAAUACUAAUUUAGCAACAUUUGUUUUCCUUACUAAAAAUGAUACAAAUGAAUUUAAAUUAUCAAGUGAAAUUGCACAAAAAUUAAAAUCUAAAGGUGGAUUAUAUGUUGUUAUUGUUGAAACUGAUUUACAACCAAAAGAUAUUGUUGAUUUAAAUCCAACUGAUAAUCUUACAAUUACUGUUAGAAAUUGUGAUGCAUAUACACUUGGAUUAUUUAUUAAUCGUUACUCAAAUAAUUGUACACAAAAAUGUAAUGCACCUUCAAUAUCAACAACUACACCAUAUUUAUCUACUUCAACUACAACAAAAUUGAUACCUGUGACUACAACACCUACUUCUACUCUACCAAUAUCAACGACAACACCACAAUGCCAAUGUAGAAAAUCUGUUUGUAAUGUAGCUAUUGUUUUAGAUACAAGUACUACUUUAUCACCAAAUUAUUUUAUUAAAGAAAAAGAAGCCAUUAUGUAUAAUGUAUCAAGUAGUUUUAAAAAUUUUAACAAUAUUGCCUUAUUAGAGUAUGAUCAAACAUCAACUGUAUUAAGAGAUUUUGGGAAAAUAAUUGAUUAUAAUGAUUUUAUAUAUACUGUUAAUUCAACAUACCAAUCACCUGGAUCAAAUUUGACUGCAGCUUUACAACAAUUAAAAACAUUAACAACAUUAAAUAAAUCUUAUUUAAAUUCAUAUAUUAUGAUAUCAACACCACCUAUUGGUGAUUUAAAAACAAAUCAACAAUUAGUUCAAGAUUUAAUUAAUAAUUCUGGUACAGUUAACAUUAUUUUACUUGGAACAGGUGUUAAAUUAUCUGAUGUUAUACCAUUAAAUGCAACAACUUAUUAUAGUUAUGAUUUAGCUUUAUGUGAUACAGGUGGUUUGGUAAAUUAUUUUAAUCAAACGACUGCUUGUUCAACAGUAUGUGGUACUAUACCGCCUCAAAAAAUGUGUAGCAUGAUAAUAUCACCAGAUGCCUCAAAUGAUAUUUUAGAUGUAGAAGAAUUUAAUUAUCAGAUGAAUGUUAUAGCUAAUAAUGUUUCAAGUAUAAUUCCAAAUUUUAGAGAUAUAGCAUUAAUUCCAUGGAAUGAAUUUCCAAAUACAACAUUUGGUUUUGAUGUAAUAAGAAGUGUAGGUGAUUUUCAACAAGAUAUAUAUUUAAUGAAACAAAAUAUAGGAUCAAAAUUAAGUUCAUUAUUAAAUUCAUUUUUCCCAUUAGUACUUAAUAGACCAUCAAGUAUUUUUGUUUUUAUUUCGACAAAUGAUCCUAAUGAAAUUUCUAUGUCUGUUAAAAGUGUUAAUAAUUUGAGAAACACAGGAUCAUCUCUUAACUUUAUUCUUGUUGGUACUGAUAUACAUCCUAAUGACUUACAAAUAUUUAAUUUACCAAGUGACAAUAUCUAUCAAUGGGAUUUUACAAAAUGUCCAAUUUCUGAUUUGCUAAACUUUAUUAAAAAUAAUAUUCAAUGCACUAAUCAAUGUCUUUAA